CACUGUCAGUCACUGUGUGUUCGGCACGGUGACAGAUGUCUAUGGAAGAAGGUGGAAAAAAACACAAACCAAACAUAAUCUGAGAGUGGCGGCCAUCUUGGCUCUACUGGAUUAGGAAGGGAGAGAGUGGGAGAGAGGACGGAGAGAAGCCCGGCGGGGAGCUCUAAAGCUCGGAUGUUUCUUUGUGAUCAGUCCGGGACAGUUUACACGACGGACCCACUCCCACACUGCGGGAAUCUGGGCGGUGGUGUUUGCGGUUUGUGGUUUUCCUCCUCGGUUUCACUCCGGAAACCCGCAGGACUGCUAGCUGCGGAGCUAAGCUAACAGCCUGCUGUUCGUUGACCGAGCAGAGGUAUUCAUCGGCGGGUUGAAGCUCGGUAUCAUUCAGGCGGACUGUGGAGGACUCUGACCCGGGCCACACAGCGGGUCUUUGGUGAUCUCACACGGUGUCAUGGUCCGGAUAAACUGUCCCCCCGUGUUAGCUGGAGGAGAACCGUCAGGUCUGAAUAUGGAUAUUUAAUCCCGCUCUGAAACACAUAAUCCGGGUUCAUGGAUCAAACGUCUGUUUGAGAGACACUGACAGACCCGGAGAACAGAGCCCACAGUCUGGGCUCUAAGCUAGUCCCCCCCGAGAACUCCUCCAGCUCUGUGCCUGGGCUUGAGAUCACACUCACGGGCAGGACCCGGCUCAUCACCCGGGCUCAGUUCUUCAGGUGAAACCGAACAGACCGGAGCAGGUCAGCUGUUUGGACCGGGCCAUGCUGCACGAGGCUCAGCUGCUCUAACUGGACUUAAUCCAGAACCGUCUCCGAGCUGGACCUGAAGAACCAGACCUCAGGAUCCACCAUGGGAUCAGCCAUCAAAGCGGCCUUCAGUGUGUUCCUCAUCUCAUGCUGCUCAGGUGCAAUCCUCGGCCGCUCAGACACUCAGAGUUGUGUCCACUACAACUACAGCCCUUCGUCGCCCUCCUCCUCCUCCUCCUCCUCCUCCUCCUCCUCCUCCUCCCCCUCCUCCUCGUCCUCCUCGUCCUCCUCUUCAUCAUCAUCCUCAUCCUUAGGGUUGGAUAUUCAGGGGAACUUGAGUAAGGUGGUCACCUGCUCAGGUGAGAAAGACAAGAGACUUCACUGCUUUGCCACCUGGAAGAAUGUGUCAGGUCUGAUCCAGGUAGUCAAACAGGGCUGCUGGCUGGAUGAUGUCAACUGUUAUGACAGGGACGAGUGUGUGGAGAGGAAGGAUGCUCCUGAAGUUUUCUUCUGCUGCUGUGAAGGAAGUUUGUGUAACACCAAGUUCUUCUACAGUCCUGACCUGCCACCGACAACAACGACCAACAAACCAGUGACGCGGCGUCCUCCAGUGCUUAGCACGCUGCUGUACUCUUUGCUCCCUGUCAUGGCGCUCACCGCCAUCCUGCUUAUCUCCUUCUGGAUGUACAGACACCACAAACUGGCCUACCCACCUGUCCUGGUGCCCACACAGCACGCCUUUCACAUCAUGAUCGAGGACCCAGGACCCCUCCCCCCAUCGCCCAUCCUGGGACAGAAGCCGCUGCAGUUACUGGAGAUCAAAGCCAGGGGGCGCUUUGGCUGCGUGUGGAAGGCUCAGCUGCUCGACCAAUACGUCGCAGUCAAGAUCUUCCCCAUACAGGACAAGCAGUCGUGGCAGAACGAGUAUGAAAUGUUCACCUUGGUAGGGAUGAGACAUGAGAACCUGCUGCAAUUCCUCGGAGCAGAGAGGAGAGGAAGCCACCUGGACAUGGAGCUGUGGCUCAUCACCACCUACCAUGAGAAGGGCUCUCUCUCAGACUACCUGAAGGCGAACGUUGUCUCCUGGUCUGAACUUUGUCUCAUCGCUCAGACCAUGUCCCGAGGUCUGGCCUACCUGCAUGAGGACAUACCUGGGCACAAGGAUGGACACAAACCUGCCGUCGCACACAGGGACUUUAAGAGUAAGAACGUGCUGCUGAAGUCCAACCUGACCGCCUGCAUCGCUGACUUUGGCCUUGCUCUCAGGUUUGAGGCAGGAAAGUCUCCAGGAGACACACAUGGACAGGUGGGGACCAGGAGGUACAUGGCCCCUGAGGUCCUGGAGGGGGCAAUAAACUUCCAAAGAGAUGCCUUCCUGAGGAUUGACGUGUACGCUCUGGGCCUUGUGCUCUGGGAGCUCGCCUCCCGGUGUAAGGCUGCUGAUGGUCCGGUGGACGAGUACAUGCUGCCGUUCGAGGAGGAGGCGGGUCAGCAUCCAUCUCUGGAGGACAUGCAGGAAGUGGUCGUCCACAAGAAGCUGAGGCCGCUGCUUAGAGAGUGCUGGCAGAAACACACUGGUCUGUCCAUCCUCUGUGAGACCAUCGAGGAGUGCUGGGAUCACGAGGCAGAGGCGAGGCUGUCAGCAGGCUGCGUGGAGGAGCGUGUUGUCCAGAUGCAGCGGCAGAACAACAUCACGGCACCCGAGGAGAUUGUCACUGUUGUUACUAUGGUAACCAAUGUAGACUACCCACCGAAAGAGUCAAGCCUAUGAUGAGGCAAAGGACCAAUCAGGACAGAGCAUGGACCCCCACAGUGACUGCUCAGUCUCUGAAAAGACUAAGAUCAGCUGACCCAGCAGGUGAUCAGGUGAUCCAGUAGGUGAUCAGGUGAUCCAGCAGGUGAUCAGGUGAUCUGCUAAGGGUCAGGUGAGCUAGAGGACAGCUGAUGCAACACUCUCUCUCUCUCACUGGGCGAGAUACACUGGUGACAGUCUGUGACAUCAGUUCCUGUUUUGUAUUCCAAAAUAAAAAGCCUUUGUGUUAGGUCUUUUGUAUAAUGUGACGGUGUGAAUUUAACCUUCUGAGAGUUAACAGGGAGAGUGAGAGUGAGCGUGAGCAGAGUGAGAGUGAGCGUGAGCAGAGUGAGAGUGGUGAGUGUGAGCAGAGAGUGAACAGAGUAAGCAGAGUGAGUGUAAACAGAUUGAGCGUGAGCAGAGUGAGUGUGAGGAGAGUGAGUGAGUGUGAGGAGAGUGAGCGUGAGCAGAGUGAAUGUGAGGAGAGUGAGCAGAGUGAGUGAGUGAUCAGUGAGUGUGAGGAGAGUGAGUGAGUGUAAACAGAUUGAGCGUGAGCAGAGAAUGUGAGUGAGCAGAGUGAGUGAGUGAGCAGUGAGUGUAAACGGUGAGUGUAAGCAGAGUGAGUAUAAACUGGGUGUGAGCAGUGAGUGUAAACAGAGUGAGAGUAAGCAGUGAGUGUAAACAAAGUGUAAACCGUGUAAACAGAGUGAGCGUGAGCAGAGUAAAGGUAUUGUCUGAUGUGAAGCUGAAGAGAAACAGCUCCUGAAUUAGUGAAUCACUGCUGUUAGUAUAUACAGAUUAUUUAUUUAUAUAAACAAGUUAUUCACAUUUUCAGCUCUUCAGUGUGAUUCUCAUGUUAUUGAUUAUAUUGAUAAUGAAAGCUGUUAUUUUCUUUGUUCAACAUCACAUGAGAAGUGUAAACAAUAUAAACACUUUUAUCUGUAAUAUUUUAAAUGUUCUUUUUCAUCAUUUUCUUAAAAACAACAGAAGUUGGUAAAAAAAAUUACGUUUGAAACACAAACUGUAACAGUAGAAAUAAAUGUGUUAAAUCAUCGGUUAAAUUUGAACAUGUUUUCAAACACAACACUUUAUUAAACAUUUUCACUGUUUUCAAAGAUUUUAACAAAAGUGUAAUAAUUAUCAAUACAGGAAGAAAUCACUCUUACUGUCAGCAAAAACCAAGUCUGAUAGUUUCUUUCUUUCUGUUUGACCUCCACAAGUUUAAAAUGAAUCAAUAACCUGUUUUGAAACAUUAUCAGUUCCCUACACCAAAACAAUUUUCAAUACAAAUUAUCGAUAUUUAUAAUUGUUGUAUAAUGAUAAUGAAUAAAUCUAAAUGCAGUAUAAUGUAUGAUUAUUUAUCAAAUGGAUUUAUACGACAGAGUUUAAUAAAGGAUGGGUUUUAGUUGUUGAACCAACAGAUUUUAGAUUCUCGGCAUUGAAUAGCAUUGGCUGGCCUUUAAGUAAAUAACCAGUUUUUAGUCUAAAUAAACUUUAAAGUAUGUUUAAUGCUUAUAUAAAUAAAGAGGUAUAAUUAUGGAUUACAAACAUUUGAUGAUGAAUGUCGGCUCUACGUGUUCAAACAUUUAAUUAUUUUUCUAACCAUACAAAAGUCACAACUGGAUGGCAUCUUCUUUUUACCCAGCAUAGAUUUCUCUGAAUUUAACAUCAUUGAAUUCUCAUUGAUUUUCAUCUUAUUUUUCUCACCUGUUUUAAAAUAAUCAGUUUAGUCAGACUUUAAAGCUCCUGUGAGACUUUCUGUUUCAGUUGAUUUUGGAACCCUCUGUGGACAAAGCGGUUUUAUUUUCUGCUCUCUGUUAGUUUAUUAAAUCUCACUCUGAGUCUGUGUUACAGGAAGUCUGUUUCAAGAGUACGCUGUCAAACCUCUAAACUGACUCCGCCCAACUCGCAGCAGCUCAUGACACCAUGGUGUUUUCACCUGUUCCAUGUUCAGAGUGGUUCCAUGUUCAGACAGGCUCCAUGUCCAGAAAGGUUCAAUGUUCAUACUGGUUUUACACUGGUUCCAUGUUCAGACUGGUUUCACACUGGUUAGAUGUUCAAACUGGUUUCGGACUGGUUCCGUGCUCAGACUGUUUUUUAUAAUGGUUCCAUGUACAGACUUGUUUUACACUGGUUCCAUGUUCAGAGUGGUUCCGUGUUCAGACUGGUUCCAUGUUCAGAGUGGUUCCAUGUACAGACUUGUUUUACACUGGUUCCAUGUUCAGAGUGGUUCCGUGUUCAGACUGGUUCCAUGUUCAGAGUGGUUCCAUGUUCAGACAGGUUAUACACUGGCUCCAUGUUCAGACUGGUUUCAUGUUCAGACUGGUUCCAUGUUCAGAGUGGUUCCGUGUUCAGACUGGUUCCAUGUUCAGAGUGGUUCCAUGUUCAGACAGGUUAUACACUGGCUCCAUGUUCAGACUGGUUUCAUGUUCAGACAGGUUAUACACUGGCUCCAUGUUCAGACUGGUUUCAUGUUCAGACUGGUUUUACACUGGUUCCAUGAUCAUACUAGUUUAAGACCAGCUCCAUGGUUAGACUGGAUCCAUGUUCAGACUGGUUUUACACUUGUUCCGUGUUCAGACAGGUUCCAGGUUCAGAAUGGUUUUACACUGGUUCAAUGUUCAGACUGGUUUAACAUUCAGACUGGUUCCAUGUUCAGACUGGUUUCAAACUGGUUCCAUGUUCAGACUGGUUUCAGACUGGUUCAAUGUAUAGACUUGCUUUACACUGGUUCACAUUCAGACUGGUUUUACACUGGUUCACAUUCAGACUGGUUUUACACUGGUUCCAUGUUCAGACUGGUUUAAGACUGGUUUGAUGUUCAGAUUGUUUUCAGACUGGUUCAGACUUGUUUUGAUUGUUUUCAGACUGGUUUUCAGUCUGGUUUAGACUGGGUUCAGACUAGUUUACAGACUGGUUUCAGACUAGUUUUCAAACUGGUUCAGACAAUUUUUUCAGACUGGUUUUGACUGGUAUCAGACUGGUUUCAAACUGGUUUUCAGACUGGUUUCUCACUGGUUUUCAGACUGGUUCAGACUUUUUCAGACUGGUAUCAGAUUGGUUUCAGACUGGUUUAGACUGGUUCUCCUUGGUGUGUGUGUUUUUGCUGUGUGACAGAAUGUGUGUUUAUAAUGUUUGUGUGCUGCAUUCAGGAUCAGUUUGUAAAUAUGAGGGUUUUUGAGACUUCAGCAUGAGUUUAUUUUUAUAAAGGUGAUUUUAAAAUAUGUUUUAAAGAUGAUGAAAAACAAUCUGAGUUUACGUUUAAAAACUCAGAACACUCACUGCAGUGUGUGUGCUGGUGGGUGUGUGUGUGUGGGGGGGGUGCUUGUUGGAAAUACCUCAAACUUCCUUGCUGAUGCCCUUCUGUCACCAUGACAUCAUUCUCAAUCAGGAAGAAAACAGGAGGUGGGAUUUUUUUACUUCCUGAUUGUUUUAUUUUGAAAUCACCAGUGAGUGUGAUGUAAUUUCAUGGGAUUUUUUUUAUGUUAUGGGAUGUUCAAGGUUCCUGUAAUGUGAUGAGUUCAAAGUCCUCUAUAAAAAUCAGUGAUGAGAAAGUUGUGAAUGAACAUGUGAGACAUGGAUGUUGGUGACCGAUCUCUUAUUCCUACACACACACACGCGCGCACACACGCACACACGCACAUACGCACACACACACACAUACGCAUCAGCAGAAGCAGCGGGGCCGAUGAAGACUCUGCUCACUGUUUUUUAUCUAUUAUAUUUUGUAAAAAAUUAUGUUUGUGAUUUUAUUUAUUUAAACUGAAUAUUUUCACCCUGCUGUUCUGACCAUCGCUAUGGUGCGUUCAAUGUCUGUCGGCAGUUUGAAUUACAGUCUGAGGGCUUCUGUUGAUUAUUGUACAGAGGAAAUAAAGUGGCUGACUCAC
Messenger RNA from Notolabrus celidotus (New Zealand spotty), 6422 nucleotides. RefSeq names its product activin A receptor type 2Aa (gene acvr2aa). The coding region runs from base 847 to 2514 and encodes 555 amino acids. Lineage: Eukaryota; Metazoa; Chordata; Actinopteri; Labriformes; Labridae. Gene Ontology annotation, molecular function: activin receptor activity; ATP binding; activin binding. The transcript is spliced from 12 exons. Gene Ontology annotation, biological process: cellular response to growth factor stimulus; activin receptor signaling pathway; protein phosphorylation. Gene Ontology annotation, cellular component: activin receptor complex; plasma membrane. The record is from RefSeq and is a predicted model, not a curated record.